Messenger RNA from Oncorhynchus mykiss (rainbow trout), 4123 nucleotides. RefSeq lists its product as uncharacterized. Gene Ontology annotation, molecular function: RNA polymerase II cis-regulatory region sequence-specific DNA binding; DNA-binding transcription factor activity, RNA polymerase II-specific. Lineage: Eukaryota; Metazoa; Chordata; Actinopteri; Salmoniformes; Salmonidae. The record is from RefSeq and is a predicted model, not a curated record. Gene Ontology annotation, biological process: regulation of transcription by RNA polymerase II.
ACUCCUUUCCUUGACAACUUCCUUCCAGCAGUGUGUAUCAGGGACAUUCCUAGAUGUGAGAAGUGUGCAGGAGGACCUGAGAGAAAGGAAUGUGUAGUAUUGAUGUAAAAAGUUGUGUGUAUAAACUGUAGGGGUACACAUGGUGCUGGAGAUCAGAUGUGUCCGGUGAGAGAAAGACAGGUUGAGGUUACCAGGAUCACAGUAGUGUAGAAGGUGUUGUAUGCUGAGGCAGUGAAGGGAGUAGUAGAGGAAGAUGGGUCCAGGGUGAGGGAUCCUGAGAGGGUCUCUGUAAUUAGGCCGAGGUCAAUAGAGAGUGACAGGAAUAACAUGCUUCAGUAAGUUUUGGCCAAGUUCAUGGCCAUGGUUGUCAACUGUACCACAGUAAUAGAAUGUAAAACACAGUGGAUAGAUGUUGUGGUGGCAGCUGUUGAGAAGUACUUGGGUGUAUAAUAUUUUACUGCAUAUUUACAAGGUGUUUUGAAGGAUAAUAUCCUGUCCUCCCAGGAUGCUGGCCUGGUGUUGAAUUAGAGGGCCAAAGUAGUGGAAUAAUGAUGAGGUUUUAAUGGGUGUAGGGUUAGUUGGUUUUUCACAAAGUGUAAUGAAUUCAUACUACAGAAUAGUAGGCUGAUACACAGCCAACACACUAGGUGGGGAAGUGCACCAAUAGUCAUUGUUUUGCGGACCGCCAUAACACUAAAGAAGAAGAAGACCACUUCCUUCUCAACAUCUCUGGAUCUGGUCUGUAAAGCGGAAGAAUUAUAAAUCAAUCCAAUUUUAUUGGUCACAUACUUGUGUUUAGCAGAUGUUAUAGCGGGUGUAGCGAAAUGCUUGUAACACACUGACUACUUCGGAGGUUGCAUUGCUGUAAAUGCUGCAUGGUUCGCAGCACGUAUAGCUUGUAAUUUGGUAUUUUUUAGGCCACACCUCAGACAAUUAAAACUAUCUGGAAUCUCGGAAGAGGACGUUGUUCCAACAGACUCUGGGAUAGAGGUAGACGACAACAGUAUUUUUGGUGAAUAGGGUGUUGGACGUUUUAUUGACUUUAAUAGAUUCAAAUCUUAUCCAGGAUCUUUCUGAAGUAAGAUUAGGCUACAUCAGACAUAUAUUUGUCACAACGUAAGUCGAGUGUUGAUAUUUAUAUUUACGUUUGUUCUGGUCUAGCUUUAUCUGAACGCGGUAACAAAGAAAGUAACUAGUGUAGGCUAGCUACAGAUUUACUGUCACGUUUUUUAUUUGAAGAAACGCUGAAGAAAGAACGGCUUCAACGAUGGUUCAGGACAGAGCUAGUCCGUCCCCCUCCACCCUGCCGGAGUCCCCUGGUCACAACUCUCCUGGUAGCGCCUUACUGCUGGAUCUGAAGAGGGUUUCUGUGCUGCUGGUCGACUGCAGGAAAACAGCAGGGCAGAGUGGAACUGUGAGAGAAGGACAGGAGGAGGGAGAUUUGAUUUCAUCAAGGGACAUACACUGUUGUUCUCUCAGCGGGAGGGGCUUAUCAUCUGGGGAGCCUCAACAUCCUGUUGCUGACGAGACAGAGAAGAGUCUCUCCAGAUUAGAACACCCCAAGAAACACCAGCAGGGACAUACAGGGAAGAAACCUCACCACUGCUGCUCUGACUGUGGGAAGAGUUUCACAAGCCAGAGUGGCUUCAUUAUUCACUGUGAUCAGUGUGGGAAGAGUUUUGCUGCAUCUAACACCUUCAAAUCUAAUGUAAGAAUUCAUACAGGGGAGAAGCCUUACCCCUGCCUUGAUUGUGGGAAAAGCUUUGCUCGUGCAGGAACCUUAACUGUACACCAGCGUGUACACACUGGAGAGAAGCCUUAUAGUUGUGAUCAGUGUGGGAAGAGCUUCAAUCAGUCAGGCAGCCUGACUACACACCAGCGUGUACACACAGGAGAGAAACCUUAUAGUUGUGAUCAGUGUGGGAAGAGCUUCAAUCAUUUAGGCAACCUGACUACACACCAGCGAACACACACAGGAGAGAAGCCUUAUAGUUGUGAUCAGUGUGGGAAGAGCUUUGCUGUAUCAGAAACACUAACUAGACACCAGCGAAUACACACUGGAGAGAAGCCUUAUAACUGUGGUCAGUGUGGAAAGAGCUUUGCUGGAGUUUCGUCCCUGACUGCACACCAGCAAACUCACACUGGAGAAAAGCCUUACAGCUGUGAUCAGUGUGGGAAGAGCUUUGUUAUAGUUUCCUCCCUGAUUACACACCAGCGAACUCACACUGGAGAAAAGCCUUACAGCUGUGGUCAGUGUGGGAAGAGCUUUGCUGUAGCUUCCACCCUGAUUACACACCAGCGAACUCACACUGGAGUGAAGCCUUAUAGCUGUGAUCAGUGUGGGAAGAGCUUUGCUGCAGCUUCCGCCCUGAUUAUACACCAGCGAACUCACACUGGAGUGAAGCCUUAUAGCUGUGAUCAGUGUGGGAAGAGCUUUGCUGCAGCUUCCGCCCUGAUUAUACACCAGCGAACACACACAGGAGAGAAACCUUAUAGCUGUGAUCAGUGUGGGAAGAGCUUCAAACAUUCAGGCAGCCUGACUACACACCAGCGAACACACACAGGAGUGAAGCCUUAUAGCUGUGAUCAGUGUGGAAAGAGCUUCAAACAUUCAGGCAACCUAACUACACACCAGCGAACACACACAGGAGAGAAGCCUUAUAGUUGUGAUCAGUGUGGGAAGAGCUUUGCUGUAUCAGAUAGACUAACUAGACACCAGCGAAUACACACUGGAGAGAAGCCUUAUGACUGUGGUCAGUGUGGAAAGAGCUUUGCUAGAGUUUCCUCCCUGACUGCACACCAGCAAACUCACACUGGAGAAAAGCCUUACAGCUGUGAUCAGUGUGGGAAGAGCUUUGUUAUAGUUUCCUCCCUGACUGCACACCAGCGAACUCACACUGGAGAAAAGCCUUACAGCUGUGGUCAGUGUGGGAAGAGCUUUGCUGUAGCUUCCUCCCUGACUGCACACCAGCGAACUCACACUGGAGUGAAGCCUUAUAGCUGUGAUCAGUGUGGGAAGAGCUUUGCUGUAUCAGAAAAACUAACUAGACACCAGCGGAUACACACAGGAGAGAAACCUUAUAGAUGUGAUCAUUGUGGAAAGAGCUUUGCUCAAUCAGAAAAACUAACUAGACACCAGCGGAUACACACAGGAGAGAAGCCUUAUACCUGUGAUCAUUGUGGAAAGAGCUUUGCUCAAUCAGAUAACCUGUAUUCACACCAGCGGAUACACACUGGAGAGAAGCCUUAUAGCUGUGAUCAGUGUGGGAAGAGCUUUGCUCUAGCUUCCACCCUGACUAGACACCACAGAACACACACUGGAGAGAAGCCGUAUAGCUGUUAUCAGUGUGGGAAGAGCUUUGCUCUAGCUUCCCACCUGACUGCACACCACAGAAUACACACAGGAGUGAAGCCUUAUAGUUGUGAUCAGUGUGGAAGGGGCUUUUCUCAAUCAGUAACCUGGAAUAUACACCAGCGAACACACACAGGAGAGAAGCCUUAUAGCUGUGUUCAGUGUGGAAAGAGCUUUGCUGUAUUUUCCUCCCUGUCUACACACCAGCGAACACACACUGGAGAGAAGCCUUAUAGCUGUGAUCAGUGUGGGAAGAGCUUUGCUGCAGGUUCCACCCUGACUAGACACCUGCGAACACACACAGGAGAGAAAUCUUAUAGAUGUGAUCAUUGUGGAAAGAGCUUUGCUCAAUCACAAAAACUAACUAGACACCAGCGAACACACACUGGAGAGAAACCUUAUUAGCUGUGAUCAUUGUGGAAAGAGCUUUAAUCAGUCACUGGCCCUGAAAUCACACAAGCAAACACACACUGGUGAGAAAGAAGCCUUAUAUCUGUGAUCAGUGUGAGAAGCGUUUCAGUCAGUUAUGGACCCUUUAUUCACACCAGUGAAGCUCUGUUUAUUUAGGGCCAAUGAGAAAGAAACAGAAAGCACAAACUUGCUGUAAUUAGAUAACCUGAAUUCACACCAGCGAAUACACGCUGGAGAGAAGCCUUAUAGCUGUGUUUCAUCUCCCUCCUUUCUGGCACAGUUUCCAGAUCCCUAAAUAAACUAUAAAAUCAAAUGUAUUUAUAUAGCCCUUCUUACAUCAGCUGAUAUCUCAAAGUGCUG